GCCAGUCCCGCUCCGCGCCGCGCCGCUUCGCUCCGGCUCCGGCUCGCCUCCGGCUGGGCUCGGCUGGGGCUCUGGCGGCAGCACCCCCUGCGCCGGGCCGCGGGGCAGGAGGCGCCGCACCAUGGUCCGCGCCCAGGCUCUGGUCCUGGCGCUCACCUUCCAGCUCUGCGCGCCUGAGACCGAGACUCCGGCAGCCGGCUGCACCUUCGAGGAAGUGAGUGACCCAGCAGUGCCCUGUGAGUACAGCCAGGCCCAGUACGAUGACUUCCAGUGGGAGCAAGUGCACGUCCACCCUGGCACCCGGUCUCCAGCGGAUCUGCCCCAUGGCUCCUACUUGAUGGUCAAUGCUUCCCAGCAUGCUCCAGGCCAGAGGGCCCAUGUCAUCUUUCAGAGCCUGAGCGAGAAUGACACCCACUGCGUGCAGUUCAGCUACUUCCUGUACAGCCGGGAUGGGCACAGCCCGGGCACCUUGGGCAUCUAUGUGCGUGUCAAUGGGGGUCCACUGGGCAGUGCCGUCUGGAACAUGACAGGAUCACAUGGCCGUCAGUGGCACCAGGCAGAGCUGGCUGUCAGCACCUUCUGGCCCAAUGAGUAUCAGGUGCUGUUUGAGGCCCUCAUCUCCCCAGACCGCAGGGGCUACAUGGGCCUAGAUGACGUCCUGCUUCUCAGCUACCCCUGCGCGAAGGCCCCGCACUUCUCCCGCCUGGGCGAUGUGGAGGUCAACGCUGGCCAGAACGCCUCCUUCCAGUGCAUGGCAGCAGGCCGAGCCGCAGAGGCCGAGCACUUUCUCCUGCAGCGGCAGAGCGGGGUGCUUGUGCCCGCCGCCGGAGUGCGGCACAUCAGCCACCGGCGUUUCCUGGCUACCUUCCUGUUGGCCUCCGUGAGCCGCUCGGAGCAGGACCUGUAUCGUUGCGUGUCCCAGGCCCCGCGAGGUGCGGGCGUCUCCAACUUCGCGGAGCUCAUCGUCAAGGAGCCCCCCACCCCCAUCGCGCCCCCCCAGCUGCUGCGCGCCGGGCCCACCUACCUCAUCAUCCAGCUCAACACCAACUCCAUCAUUGGCGACGGGCCGAUUGUGCGCAAGGAGAUUGAGUACCGCAUGUCGCGCGGUCCGUGGGCCGAGGUGCACGCCGUCAGCUUGCAGACCUACAAGCUGUGGCACCUUGACCCGGACACCGAGUAUGAGAUCAGCGUGCUGCUCACGCGCCCGGGUGAUGGCGGUACUGGUCGCCCUGGCCCGCCCCUCAUCAGCCGUACCAAGUGUGCAGAACCCAUGAGGGCCCCCAAAGGCCUGGCUUUUGCUGAGAUCCAGGCUCGCCAGCUGACCCUGCAGUGGGAACCUCUGGGCUACAACGUGACACGUUGCCACACGUAUGCGGUGUCCCUGUGCUAUCAUUACACGCUGGGCAGCAGCCACAACCAGACCGUCCGGGAGUGCGUGAAGAUGGAGCGGGGUGCCAGCCGCUACACCAUCAAGAACCUGCUGCCCUACCGGAAUGUUCACGUGCGGCUCAUCCUCGCUAACCCCGAGGGGCGCAAGGAGGGCAAGGAGGUCACUUUCCAGACGGACGAGGAUGUGCCUGGCGGGAUUGCGGCCGAGUCCCUGACCUUCACUCCCCUGGAGGACAUGAUCUUCCUCAAGUGGGAGGAGCCCCAGGAACCCAACGGCCUCAUCACUCAGUAUGAGAUCAGCUACCAGAGCAUUGAGUCAUCAGACCCUGCGGUGAACGUGCCAGGCCCACGACGUACCAUCUCCAAGCUCCGCAACGAGACCUACCACGUCUUCUCCAACCUGCACCCAGGCACCACCUACCUGUUCUCUGUGCGCGCCCGGACGGGCAAAGGCUUUGGCCAGGCGGCACUCACCGAGAUCACCACAAACAUCUCAGCUCCCAGCUUUGAUUAUGCUGACAUGCCGUCACCCCUGGGCGAGUCUGAGAACACCAUCACCGUUCUGCUGAGGCCAGCACAGGGCCGUGGCGCGCCCAUCAGUGUGUACCAGGUGAUCGUGGAGGAGGAGCGGCAGCGGAGGCUUCGUCGGGAGCCAGGCAGCCAGGACUGCUUCCCAGUGCCCUUGACCUUUGAUGCGGCGCUGGCCCGUGGCCUGGUGCACUACUUUGGGGCAGAACUGGCGGCCAGCAGUCUGCCGGAAGCCAUGCCCUUCACCGUGGGUGACAACCAGACCUAUCGCGGCUUCUGGAACCCACCGCUUGAGCCCAGGAAGGCCUACCUCAUCUACUUCCAGGCAACAAGCCACCUGAAGGGGGAGACCCGGCUGAAUUGCAUCCGCAUCGCCAGGAAAGCUGCCUGCAAGGAAAGCAAGCGACCCCUGGAGGUGUCCCAGAGAUCGGAGGAGAUGGGGCUCAUCCUGGGCAUCUGUGCAGGGGGACUUGCUGUCCUCAUCCUCCUCCUGGGGGCCAUCAUUGUCAUCAUCCGUAAGGGGAAGCCGGUGAACAUGACCAAGGCCACUGUCAACUACCGCCAGGAGAAGACCCACAUGAUGAGUGCGGUGGACCGGAGCUUCACGGACCAGAGCACCCUGCAGGAGGAUGAGCGGCUGGGCCUGUCCUUCAUGGACACCCAUGGCUAUAGCCCCCGAGGAGACCAGCGCAGCAGUGGGGUCACCGAGGCCAGCAGCCUGCUGGGGGGCUCCCCGCGGCGUCCCUGUGGCCGGAAAGGCUCCCCAUACCACACGGGACAGAUGCACCCUGCGGUGCGUGUGGCCGACCUCCUGCAGCACAUCAACCAGAUGAAGACGGCGGAGGGCUAUGGCUUCAAGCAGGAGUACGAGAGCUUCUUUGAAGGCUGGGAUGCCACAAAGAAGAAAGACAAGGUCAAGGGCAGCCGGCAAGAGCCCUUGCCUGCCUAUGAUCGGCACCGAGUGAAACUGCCCCCGAUGAUGGGAGGCCCCGAUGCCGACUCCAUUAACGCCAACUACAUAGACGGUUACCACAGGUCAAACCACUUCAUAGCCACUCAAGCAGGUGUGCUGGCUCUGGGUGGAGACCUUGCCACAGGGACUAGCACCCUCUGCGCCCCAGGGCCGAAGCCUGAGAUGGUCUACGACUUCUGGCGCAUGGUGUGGCAGGAGCACUGUUCCAGCAUUGUCAUGAUCACCAAGCUGGUGGAGGUGGGCAGGGUGAAAUGCUCCCGGUACUGGCCGGAGGACUCAGACAUGUACGGGGACAUCAAGAUCACGCUGGUGAAAACGGAGACACUGGCUGAGUAUGUCGUGCGCACCUUUGCCCUGGAGCGGAGAGGCUACUCUGCCCGGCACGAGGUCCGCCAGUUCCACUUCACCGCGUGGCCGGAGCAUGGCGUCCCCUACCACGCCACAGGGCUGCUGGCCUUCAUCCGGCGCGUGAAGGCCUCUACCCCGCCUGAUGCUGGGCCUGUUGUCAUCCAUUGCAGACCCCAGGCUCCCUCCCCAGGCUCUCAUGGGGCCCCUGGCUGCUCUCUUCCCAGCGCGGGCACUGGCCGCACAGGUUGCUACAUUGUCCUGGAUGUGAUGCUGGACAUGGCGGAGUGUGAGGGCGUCGUGGACAUUUACAACUGCGUGAAGACCCUCUGCUCUCGGCGGGUCAACAUGAUCCAGACAGAGGAGCAGUACAUCUUCAUUCACGAUGCAAUCCUGGAGGCCUGCCUGUGUGGGGAGACCACCAUCCCUGUCAGCGAGUUCAAGGCCACCUACAAGGAGAUGAUCCGCAUUGAUCCUCAGAGUAAUUCCUCCCAGCUGCGGGAAGAGUUCCAGACGCUGAACUCGGUCACACCGCCCCUGGAUGUGGAAGAGUGCAGCAUCGCCCUGCUCCCCCGGAACCGCGACAAGAACCGCAGCAUGGACGUCCUGCCACCCGACCGCUGCUUGCCCUUCCUCAUCUCCACCGAUGGGGACCCUAACAACUACAUCAACGCGGCCCUGACGGACAGCUACACGCGGAGCGCGGCCUUCAUAGUGACCUUGCAUCCGCUACAGAGCACCACGCCUGACUUCUGGCGGCUCGUCUACGACUAUGGGUGCACCUCCAUCGUCAUGCUCAACCAGCUGCACCAGUCCAACACCGCCUGGCCCUGUCUCCAGUACUGGCCAGAGCCGGGCCGCCAGCAGUAUGGCCUCAUGGACGUGGAGUUUGUGUCGGGCUCCGUGGAUGAAGACUUGGUGGCCCGUGUCUUCCGGGUGCAGAACAUCUCUCGGCUACAGGAGGGACACCUGCUGGUGAGGCAUUUCCAGUUUCUGCGCUGGUCUGCGUAUCGGGACACACCUGACUCCAAGAAGGCCUUCUUGCACCUGCUGGCCGAGGUGGACAAGUGGCAGGCAGAGAGUGGGGACGGGCGCACUGUCGUGCACUGCCUAAACGGGGGCGGCCGCAGUGGCACUUUCUGCGCCUGUGCCACAGUCCUGGAGAUGAUCCGCUGCCACAACCUGGUGGAUGUUUUCUUUGCUGCCAAAACGCUUAGGAACUACAAGCCCAAUAUGGUGGAAACCCUGGAUCAGUACCACUUUUGCUACGAUGUGGCGCUGGAGUACCUGGAGGGGCUGGAGUCAAGAUAGCGGGGCCCCUGGCCUGGCGCUCGCACUGUGCGCUCAGGGCCAGGCCCAGCACGGAUGAGGAACACCUGGACCCCUGAUUCUGCUCCACGACAACUCCCAUGGGGAAAGCAGUAGAGUGAGCCGGGGCGUCUUGGUGCCCCCUUCCGCUGUGGGCGGGGCCUCUCUCCGUGUCGGAUGGGCAGGCUGCUGGGGCCAAGGAGGAGCUCAGCGUCCGCAGCCCAGUCCCCAUCCACAGGGCGCUGCAAGUCUGCGCUGUGAGUCUGGCACUGCCUGGUGGAGUGACAGGGGCUCGGGGCUGCCAGCUCAGGAGGACCCAGGCUCAAGCUCCUUGACUCUAGGCUCAAGCAUCAGACUCUGCCCCAGCCUUUGGCAGAGAUGAGUGAGCCCCUGCAGAGCCUGUGGCGGGCCAAGGUUUCCACUCAGCGUGGCUUCCUUUUGACAUGGAUAGAGGGUGCAUUGGGGCUUGGCGUCUGGAAUCCCACCUGGCCUUGCCCCUGAGGAUCCUGGGGAGACUGGACCCAUCAGACUAGUCCUCCCCAGAGGGGACUAUGGGCCCCCUCCUCUGCCCUGCUGCCCCCCCUCAGCCCUGGGAUAUUUUGCUCAUGAUCCCUCCCACUAUGACUUCUUUGGUGUGCUCUGAGCUUCGAACUGGGAUCUUCCCAUCAUCCCUUGCCCUUUUCUCCGUGGGGCCUCUUCCCUGCCUGACCCAACAUCUGCAGAAGGAAGGCACCUCGGCCCUUCUUGUACUUUUCAGGCCUCACUUCUGGGUCCUGCUCCACCCAGCCCAGUGACAAUCUGCAAGGUUGAACAACAGCCCUUGGGGUUGAAGUCUCCAUGGCUCCUGGUCAGGCCGCCCCCUGGGGACGGGGCCCUGCUAGAUCAGGGGUGCUUGCCACCUCUACAGUUCAGAGGAAGAACAUGUAUUUUGGGAUGGAGGAGAAAUUCUUUUUUGUUAAUUUUAUGAUUUUUUUUUCAUGGGUGGGUGGGAAAAUCUCUUUAAAAUGGGACAGGCCACACCCCCAUUCCGUGCCUCAAUUUCCCCAUCUGUAAACUGUAGAUAUGACUACUGACCUACCUCGCAGGGGGCUGUGGGGAGGCAUAAACUGACGUUUGUAAAGCACUUUGUAAAUAAAUGUGCUCUCUGAAUGCCA
Messenger RNA from Lutra lutra (Eurasian river otter), 5697 nucleotides. It is a transcript of the gene PTPRU, whose product is annotated as protein tyrosine phosphatase receptor type U. Gene Ontology annotation, biological process: protein dephosphorylation. Gene Ontology annotation, molecular function: protein binding; protein tyrosine phosphatase activity. Lineage: Eukaryota; Metazoa; Chordata; Mammalia; Carnivora; Mustelidae. The transcript has 30 exons. The record is from RefSeq and is a predicted model, not a curated record. Gene Ontology annotation, cellular component: membrane. Bases 122 to 4546 code for a protein of 1474 amino acids.